AUGGCACACGAUGAAAAUGAAGCAAGUGGAAUGAUAAAGGACAUGAUCCAGUCGCAGGAAGUGCGCCCAAAGCACAUUAUAUUUAUAGAAGACGGCGGGGUGAAGCUGGUCGAAAUAGUGUCAAUAGCAAAGUCCAAGCCCGGAAAGCACGGAUCCGCCAAGUUCUGCUUCCAGGGAAUAAACUUAGUGACGGGAAAGCACUACCAGUUCACAGAGGGGUCGAAGACCAACCUCACAAUUUGCACGCUCGUAAAGAUUCCCUGCGAGUUUGUCGACAUAAACGAAACAGACCAGUCUCUUGUCGUGCUCAACGAGGAGUCCGCUGAAAUAAUAACAGUCUCUCUCGACAGAAUCUCCGAGGAAACUCUCGACGAGAUCAAGAAGCACCGGGAUUUGGUGGGUGCAGAUGGCGACAUCAGAUUCAAGCUUGUGGACACCCCGUACUUAGUGGUCAUCACUGAAAUAACCUCCAAGGCAUCCUAG
Messenger RNA from Nematocida major, 483 nucleotides. RefSeq lists its product as uncharacterized. Gene Ontology annotation, biological process: positive regulation of translational elongation; positive regulation of translational termination. The coding region runs from base 1 to 483 and encodes 160 amino acids. The transcript has a single exon. NCBI's taxonomy places the organism in Eukaryota, Fungi, Microsporidia. The record is from RefSeq and is a predicted model, not a curated record. Gene Ontology annotation, molecular function: ribosome binding; RNA binding; translation elongation factor activity.